AUGGUCUUGGAGGUGGAUAAAUUCAAACGUACAUUUGGAGACAUCCCCCACUAUAAAAAAGGUGAUAUUAAUGGAAAAGCUGCACAAUAUCACCUUAAAAUAGUUGUUGUUGGGGAUGGUGCAGUAGGUAAAACGUCGUUGUUGAUCUCAUAUACUCAAGGGAAGUUUCCUGAAGAUUAUAUUCCUACUGUGUUUGAGAACUAUGUAACGAAUUUACAGGGUCCAAAUGGUAAGAUAGUGGAACUUGCAUUGUGGGAUACUGCGGGACAAGAAGAAUACAGUAGAUUAAGGCCAUUGUCCUAUACAGAUGUAGAUAUUCUUAUGGUUUGCUACGCUGUUAACAGCAAAGUUUCUUUCUACAACGUCGAAGAGAUGUGGGUGCCUGAAGUUAGGCAUUUUUGUCCUGGUGUACCGAUAAUGAUCGUUGGUCUGAAAAGCGAUCUGUAUGCAGAAGAUGACAUAUCUACAUUCGUCGAUACGCUAGAAGCGGAGGAAAUGACUAAGAGAAUUGGUGCCUUUUUGCAUCUACAAUGCUCUUCAAAAUCCCAGCAAAAGGUGCGUGAAGUUUUCGAUACAGCUAUCACAGCAGCGCUGUAUGACGAACUCAAACCAAAAGAAAAGAUAAAGAGAUCGCGUCGAAAAUGUGUCGUCCUGUAA
Molecule: messenger RNA, 657 nt
Organism: Kluyveromyces marxianus DMKU3-1042
Lineage: Eukaryota; Fungi; Ascomycota; Saccharomycetes; Saccharomycetales; Saccharomycetaceae
Gene: RHO4
Product: Rho family GTPase RHO4
Exons: 1
Coding region: 1-657 (218 amino acids)
Biological process (GO): small GTPase-mediated signal transduction
Molecular function (GO): GTP binding; GTPase activity
Source: RefSeq, a predicted model, not a curated record